Pimephales promelas (fathead minnow) is the source of this 2902-nucleotide messenger RNA. It is a transcript of the gene fes, whose product is annotated as FES proto-oncogene, tyrosine kinase. Gene Ontology annotation, molecular function: non-membrane spanning protein tyrosine kinase activity; ATP binding. Gene Ontology annotation, biological process: peptidyl-tyrosine phosphorylation. The record is from RefSeq and is a predicted model, not a curated record. Lineage: Eukaryota; Metazoa; Chordata; Actinopteri; Cypriniformes; Leuciscidae.
GGCCGGACUGUCUUCCUGGUUUCAGUAGCCUUCAGUUUCAGUCAGCCUCCUCUGUCAACACAAUAGCUCGUCUGUCACCGCGCUCAUUUCACCAUCUCUAGUUUUUAUCGUUUCGACGCGUUCGUUUCUUGUCAUCGCUUGAUUAUAAUGGAUAAUUACGUGUUCCGGUCGCUCUGACAGAACAUUUUGCUUCGCCAGACUCAUCUGAGAUCUCGAAUUGUGGUGUUUUUCCUUGACCUGACCAGAACAUUUGUUUUACCAGCAUACUGUUGCCGACAGAUAGACAGUUGUAGCGAGCUGCAGGUAUGGGCUUUGCUGAGGACUUGUGGUGCCCUCAGGGUCACGCCGCCCUAAUGAAACUACAAGACUCUGAGCUGCGUUUGAUGGAGGUUAUGAAGAAAUGGAUCACGCAGAGGGCCAAGAGCGAUCGCGAGUUCUCCGUACAGUUGCAUCAAAUGUCAGCCAUUGUUGAGAAACUGGAGGGUUCCCAGCCUGGAGGAGGUAUCGACUACAUCAGCCAGUUCAAUAAGUCGUGGAACGUGCUGGUCAGUCAGACGGAGAGCCUCAGUCGUAUCAUGCGCAAGCAUUCAGAGGAUCUGAUGGUGGGACCCCUCAGCAAACUCACCCUCCUCGUCCGGGACAAACAGCAGCUGAGGAAGACUUACGGGGAACAGUGGAACCUUCUCAGCCAAGAGAUGUGCAGGGUCACCCAAAUCGAACUGGACCGGCUCAAGUCCAGUUACAGACAACUGGUACGGGACGCGGCCCAGGCGAAAAAAAAAUAUCAGGAAGCAAGCAAAGACAAAGAACGCGAGAAAGCGAAGGAGCGCUACGUCAAAGCCACUCUGAAACUCCAUGAGCAUCACAAUGAAUAUGUGCUGUCGGUGAAGGCCGCCCAGGUGCAUCACCAACUCCACUACGGCCAGAGUCAGCCGGCCCUGCUGGGAGCCCUGCAGACGCUGCAGGAGGAGAUGGUGCUUAUUCUGAAGGAGAUUCUGCAGGAAUAUUUUGAUCUGUCUAAUCUGCUUCAUGAUGAGGUGGUGAGUGUUCACACUGAAAUGGCCAACGCCCUGAAGGCCAUCCAGCCUCACAAAGAGUACGAGAGCUUCAUUCAGCAGAACAGGUCAAGAGGAGAGAUUCCUGCAUGUGUGGAGUUUGACAGCAGUUUGUUGGAGGACGCUGAAGGUCUAAUGCCUGAAGAUCUGCAGCUCAAUGAGCUCACGGUAGAGGGAAUCCAGCAUCGGCUCACUGCUGUGGAGGAGGAGCUCUUGUGUCUUUCUAGUACUCUUGGUUCCCAGCAGGCCACUGUCAACCAGCUGGAGUUGGAUCUGGAGAAUGAGGAAGGCUCUGCAAACAUAGGCCAGAGGGUGUAUCAGUUCAGUAAGCGUAAUGCUCUGGAGGACAGCAGACAGCAGGUUGUUCUGUCUAUGGUGGCUCGCGCUCGUCUGGAGGCCCAGCGGAGAGUUCUUUCCGAUAAACUUCAGUCUCUGGGCAACAGUGAGGUUGCACCUGUAGGCCUGGAUGAUGAUCAGAUAUCUGUCACCUCCAACAACUCAGAGCGUGACAGAGACCAUAAGCACCUCAACAUAGACGUGAUCGUGAGCCAUCUCAGCAGCUUGUUCAAGCCCAAGUAUAUGAGUAGCGUGUUUUAUACAUCUCACCAGGUACCCCCCGCUCUGACGCCGGUGCCCGAGGUAGAGAAGCCCUUGCCUCAGCAGGGCUGGUAUCAUGGUGCCAUCCCCCGUCUGGAGGUUCAGGAACUGCUGAAGAAUGAUGGGGACUUCCUGGUUAGAGAAAGCCAGGGAAAACAAGAAUACGUGUUGUCUGUGCACUGGGGAGGCCAGUGCCGGCACUUCCUUAUUCAGAGUACAGAAGGUGUGUAUCGUCUUGACGGUGAGGGCUUCGCCUCUGUACCACUGCUAAUGAAUCAUCUCCUCAGCUCCCAUCAAAGUGUCACAAAGAGGACAGACAUUUUGCUGAAGAGACCCAUCCUCAAGGAUAAGUGGGUCUUGGAGCAUGACGAUGUCAUCCUCGGACAGAGCAUUGGUCGGGGCAACUUUGGUGAGGUGUUCUGCGGCCGCCUGCGUUCAGACAAUACGCCAAUCGCUGUGAAAGCCUGCCGAGAGAAUCUACCUGUCGAACACAAGAACAAGUUCCUAAUGGAGGCCCGGAUCCUAAAACAGUACGACCACCCAAACAUAGUGAAGCUAAUCGGUGUCUGCACACAAAAACAGCCAAUAUAUAUCAUCAUGGAGUUAGUCCAAGGAGGGGACUUUCUAACCUUUUUGCGCACAGAGGGCCACAACUUGAAGCCCAAGAUGUUGAUCCGAAUGGCAGAAAAUGUUGCAUCUGGCAUGGCGUACCUGGAAAACAAGAAGUGCAUUCAUCGAGAUCUGGCUGCCCGUAACUGUCUUGUGGGAGAGGAGAGCGUGGUGAAGAUCAGUGAUUUUGGUAUGUCUCGUCAGGAGCAGGAUGGUGUUUAUUCUGCUACAGGAGGAAUGAAGCAGAUCCCAGUCAAAUGGACGGCACCAGAGGCCCUCAAUUACGGGCGAUACACCACUGAGAGUGAUGUGUGGAGUUUUGGAGUGCUGCUGUGGGAGACGUUCUCCAGAGGAGUCACACCGUACACCAUACCAAAUAACAUGAAUAACCAACAGACCAGAGAUGAGGUGGAGAGAGGAUAUCGUAUGCCGGCCCCAAAUAACUGUCCGGAUGAAAUCUAUGCCCUCAUGUGUCAGUGCUGGCAGUAUGAUCCAAGAAAACGACCCUCAUUUCGUAAACUGAAGGCAGAUCUGUACGCUUUAAGUCGGUAACGCACACACACAUGCUUACAUGCAUAGGCCUAAGUGCAAAUAUUUUAUGAUGAGGCCAAAGCAAAGGGUUUAUUUUUUUCAUUUGUGUG